This is a messenger RNA of Macroventuria anomochaeta, 2806 nucleotides long. RefSeq lists its product as uncharacterized. NCBI's taxonomy places the organism in Eukaryota, Fungi, Ascomycota, Dothideomycetes, Pleosporales, Didymellaceae. Gene Ontology annotation, biological process: mitotic spindle midzone assembly; microtubule cytoskeleton organization. The record is from RefSeq and is a predicted model, not a curated record. The transcript has 3 exons. The coding region runs from base 252 to 2666 and encodes 804 amino acids. Gene Ontology annotation, cellular component: mitotic spindle midzone; cytoplasm; spindle. Gene Ontology annotation, molecular function: microtubule binding.
GACACGACCACAUAUACAUACUGUGGUAGUGCUGUGAGCGUGGUCGGCGCAAUUCCUCUCUUUAAUUGCAGCUCUUGCGACGACCAGCAUUCCUCGCUUGGAUCUCGCUCCCCCACCUGUGCAUCGACAUUCAUACUCGGCCGAUUCCACACCGCACUACAUACUCGAGAUCACCGCCGAGUAGCCCCACUGCGCUGCGCAGUCACAGUGCAUACGCGACCAACGACGCCGCUGGCAGGUCUGCAGCCACCAUGGACACCAGCUACCUCGCUCAGCAGGUCACCACCAUCAUCGGCCAGCUGCACGGCCUCUUCGAUGAGAUAGGAGUCCCCAGCCACGAGCGUGAUUCGCGCGAAGCAGAGCUCUUCUCUGCGCUCUCAGACACCCUCCAUGGCCAGCUGCGCACUGUCACCAACGAGAAGCACGAGAUGACCGAAGAGGCGCACGGCCUGAUCAAGACAAUCAAGCAGAUGGAGGCUUCCCUAAACGACAACAAGACAAGCCCCAAGUACAAGAACGACGAGCCACAGGUCACCUACCCAUUGACGCGGUGUCUGAAGGCGCUAAAGGAGAAGUACAACGCAGUCGCCAAGCAGCACCAGGAGCGCUUCGAGCAAGUUCGGAAACUUGCUGAGGCUCUCGAGUCGUACGCAUCGCACCUCGAGUCCGACUUCGUUACCAUCAAGCUGCCACCGACCGCGCCAGAUGCGACCGUUUCGCCCUCGUUCGACAUCUCCUCCUCCUACGUAACCAGGCUCGACAACGAGUUUACCCGCGUAUACGAAGAAUACACAAAGCGCCUGAACCAGGUUCAAGUCGUGUGCCAGGACAUCAUCCAGCUUUGGGCUGAACUGGGAACGCCACAGGCGCAGACAGACUCGGCGAUAGUCAAGUACCACCGCGAUGCGCCGGAGCAAUUGGGCUUGCACAAGGAGGACUUGGCCGAACUGAAGGUGAAGAAAGACCGCCUGAUCGAGGAGAAGCGCGGACGCGAACGACGAAUUGCUCAGCUACGAGCGACCGUCGAAGAGCUCUGGGAGCGCCUCAGCGUAGAUCCCAACGAGCAGAAACACUUCCUUGCCAGUAACCGCGGCUGCGGCCUGCGGACGAUCAAUGAGUUUGAAGACGAGCUCUCGAGGCUGAACGAGCUCAAGCGCCAGAAUCUGCACAUCUUUGUGGAAGAGGCGCGUAUCAAACUACAAGAGCUAUGGGAUGCGUUGUACUUCUCGGAGGAGGAGAUGCUUGACUUCACACCCGCUUUCUCCGAUGUCUGUAGCGACGCGCUUCUAUCGGCACACGAGGCGGAGAUCUCGCGACUUGAAUCGCUCAAGGAGCAACGAUUACCCAUCCUUUCGAAGAUCGACCGACACCGUGAGCUGAUCAAGGAGCGCACUGAGCUUCAACAGUCCAGCCAGGAUGCCUCUCGACUAAUGGGCCGUGGUCAGAAAGGCGAGAAGCGAGAUCCUGGAAAGCUGCUGCGCGAAGAGAAGAUGCGUAAACGCAUCGCAAAGGAGCUGCCCAAGGUCGAGGCGGAUCUCAAAGCAACCCUCGAGGGCUACGAGGGUGAAUGGGGUCGGCCAUUCCUUGUCCAUGGCGAACGCUAUCUGGAUGAGCUGUACGCUGCUGCACAAAAGGCACCUCCACCACGGGCGAAAACUCCAUCAAACAUGAGCAUGCCCUCGAAACAAGGAACACUCACCAAGUCCAACUCUAUCGCUCGCGCUCGAGCUGGCACUAUCCAUGGACAAGCAAUUCAUGGACAAGCAACUCAAGGACAAGCAACUCAAGGACAAGCAACUCAAGGACAAGCAAACCACCGACAGACACUCAACGAGCCACCCAGUCGAGCUAAGACACCUGUAUCGAACAACUUUGGCGCAAGCACGAUGCGCGGCAAUCCUUUCGCGCAGUCUGUCUCUGCAGCAUCUGGCGCGAAGAGCCCCUCCAAGCUCCCAACCCGUGCACUACAGAAAACAACGGGCUCACCUGAGCGACGACCUGGCACCCUCUGCCGGACUGACUCUACGCUGUCCCGAGCCGAGUCGACUUACUCUACUCAUUCUCGGGGCGACUCUAUGCACUCUACGACAUCUUCCAUGCACUCACAAGCAGACUCACAGUCAUCGACACUGCGAAGGAUGGGUCCUCCCAUAGCACCGCCUCCACGGAUGAAAGACCUCUUUAUCCCACCAGAGCCUACUGAGACGCCCAAGAACCGCUUCGAAUUCCACCGCGGAGAACGCAGCGAAAGUAUCGUACGUAGCAUACCGCCAGAGGACCCCUACGAUGACCGAUUUAGUCAAACGAUGCGACCUGGCUACCCUGCGUCAUACGCACAUGCGCCGACUCCAUCGCUCUCAUCGAACAGCAGCCGGCAUAUUUCGCAAGCGUCUUCAACAGGCUCCGGUCAGGCAGGGUCGGAAAAUUGGGAGACCUUCAGCGAACAGUCUGAUGAUGCGCCUGAGAGUGACGUUGACUUCCAGAACUACCGCCGUAGUCAGAUCAAGCGUGCCACACCUGACCAUGCCUCUACACCGCGGGCUAUCCAGGGCAAGAAGAUCAGGGGCAUCCGCAAUGUCGACGGCGGCAGCAUGAUGAUGGACCAGGACGGCCGUAUGGUCCGUUGCAGUGAUGCUGGCUGGACCGACGAUGGCAGCGUUUACUGAGGUGAUGGUGGCUUCAGACUACCUUCGACUUGCCACAGCAAUUUCUUCUGCACCCCUAGCCGCGUACACCACCGUGUGCGACCACCAUUCUAAGCAGCCAACGCGACCACAUGUUGGCCACACGGCAUCUUUGUUCGACG